AUGUCUCAAGGCACAAGACUCCAAGGCAAAGUUGCCAUCGUGACUGGAGGAGGCUCAGGCUUCGGCGCCGCAAUCGCUCGCCGCUUCGGCGAAGAAGGCGCCAAAGUAAUCGUCACAGAUAUCAACGUCGAAGGCGGCGAACAAGUCGCCGCACUCAACCCCUCCAACCUCAUGUUUCAGCGGAUGGAUGUAACCCAAGAGAGCGACUGGAAAGCAGUGUUGGAUUUGGCAUUCUCGAAGUUCGGCCGACUCGAUGCGCUGGUCAAUAACGCAGGCACUACUUAUCGGAACAAGCCGACGGCAGAGGUCACAGAUGCAGAAUGGGAGCGCGUGUUCAACGUCAACGUAAAGAGCAUCUUCCUCGCAACCAAGACUGUCAUGCCACGCUUAAUCGAGCAGGGCUCUGGCGGCUCAGUGAUCAACAUUUCAUCUACGGGUGCAACGCGGCCGCGGCCUGGGUUGGUGUGGUACAAUGCCUCCAAGGGGGCCGUCACCAACGCUACAAAGGGUCUUGCGGUAGAGUAUGGCCCACACAAUAUCCGUGUGAACAGCGUGGCUCCUCUCCUUUCUGGUACUGGGCUCUUCUCCAUGUUCACGGGCAUGGAGGAUACUCCCGAGAAUAGAGAGAAGUUUAUUGGAAAUGUGCCGCUGGGUCGACUUACUGAGGCUGAUGAUAUUGCUAAUAUGUGUCUUUAUCUGGCUAGCGAUGAGGGGCGGUUUAUCAAUGGUACUGAGAUGGUUGUUGAUGGUGGAAAGUGUGUUUGA
This is a messenger RNA of Penicillium nucicola, 765 nucleotides long. Its product is annotated as SDR family oxidoreductase. NCBI's taxonomy places the organism in Eukaryota, Fungi, Ascomycota, Eurotiomycetes, Eurotiales, Aspergillaceae. The record is from RefSeq and is a predicted model, not a curated record. The transcript is spliced from 4 exons. Bases 1 to 765 code for a protein of 254 amino acids.